Messenger RNA from Oncorhynchus keta (chum salmon), 1038 nucleotides. Its product is annotated as FSD1-like protein. The record is from RefSeq and is a predicted model, not a curated record. NCBI's taxonomy places the organism in Eukaryota, Metazoa, Chordata, Actinopteri, Salmoniformes, Salmonidae. The transcript has 5 exons. Gene Ontology annotation, molecular function: protein binding. The annotation marks the transcript as partial.
GGUGUUGUUGUUGUUGGUGUUGCUCUGCUAUGGUGUUCUGGUGGCCUCACUGUGCCAUGCUCCUCCCUGCAGGGUAACAAUGGCACCAGCCUUCAGACUGACCAUGAAGCCCAAGGCCACAGAUAACAUGGACCAUCUCAUGGUGGACUUCAACCAGGAACGGCAACUCCUCCAGAACCUCAAGUUUCUGCCUGUCCCUCAAGCCCCAGAGAUGGAGGUCGGGGACUGUCUGGUGUUAGACAACACUGUGUCUGUAGCCUGGAAGAUGCCAGUGGAGGACAGCAAGAUAGACCACUACAUACUGGAGUACAGAAAGACCGACCACGAAGGACUGCCACGGAUCAAAGACGAACGUUGCUGGGAGGUGGUGGACAACAUCAAGACCACAGAAUACUCACUGUCCGGUUUAAAGUUUGACUCCAAGUUCAUGAACUUCCGGGUACGAGCUCGCAACAAGGCAGCAGCUGGAGAAUACUCUGAUCCAGUUACCCUGGAAACCAGAGCGUUUAACUUCGGUUUCGACUCGUCGUCGUCCCAUCUGAACCUGAAGGUAGAGGACAGGAGUGUGGAGUGGGAUCCCCAGGGAGGCAAGGGGCUGGAGAGCAAGGUCAAGGGCAAGGAGAACAAGGGCAGCGCUCAUCUUACCAAUCUGAGGAACAUGUCAAGGUGACCAUGUGUGACUUUUCAGCUGUAGCGUGUAGCGUUAGGCUACCUGAAUGUAGCGUCAAGCUGCCGUGUAAACCAGUGGCAAUAUUAGGUAGAAGACCGCCUGCGUUCAAGUUUGUACACUCCGACAAUCGCUUUCAUAUAGGCUGUUCUGCACAUCAAAGUCCCUUUUCGGGUUUCUGUGUGAACAGUUUAGGCUACAAUACCCAUUUCGGCAACGUUUGCUCUUCCAACCUGAGAGAAACCUCCUGAAAUGACUUGUGGUUUCUUUGUGUGACUGACUUAAAAGAGACAUCUACAGAUGGAAAUGGUUGCUUUUUUUAUAAACUCUUAAUUUAGGUCAAAUUAAUGAAUUGGGGAGAAAUUAGAUUU